AGCGGAAGAACACCUCUUCUACUUAUUGGCCAUUUGAAUAGCUAAAAUUUCAUCCCAAUCCUAGAAAGAAUGACACUAGCAAUAAUCUCCUCAAUCUCACUUCUAUACAUAAUACUAAUUCCCAAAUCAAUUUCCCUUCCAACCUAUUUGUACAACUCCUGCCCAAACAACACCUUCGCCCCUACCACCAAAUACAAAACCAACCUCAACACACUCCUCCACUCCCUCUCCACCAACGUCUCCACCAACCCCACCGGUUUCUAUGCCACAUCCGCCGGAAACGGCACCCGCGAUGCCAUCUACGGCCUCUACCUCUGCCGCGGUGAUCAAAACACAACCUCGUGCACCGACUGCGUUAAAACCGCCACCACCACCGACUUACCACAAACAUAUUGCACCAACUCAAUAGUGGCAACAAUAUGGUACGACGAGUGUAUGGUGCGUUACUCCAACGAGUCCGUUUUAGGUAAACUUGCGAAUACUCCUAAGGUGAGCAUGAUGAACACCCAAAGGGUAAACGGAAACCAAACCCGGUUCGCCGAAAUGAUGCGGAAAACCGUGAACGAUAUGGCGGUUCAGACCGCUAAUAACCGGUCCGGGGUGAAAUUCACCUCGAGAACGGUGAAUUUCACGAGAUCAAUCACGUUGUACGCGUUGGAACAGUGUACGCCGGACUUGACUGCUAAUGACUGUAAUCGAUGCUUGAUGGGUGCGAUUGGGCAGCUCUCGGUUAUGCAAGGUGCAAGGGUUUUGCAACCUAGUUGUAACAUUCGGUAUGAGAUUUACCCGUUUUAUAACGGUGCGGUUAAUUAUACGUUGUCUCCGGCUUCUAACUUGGUUUUGCCCUCCAUCAAUACUGGAAAGAAGAAAUUAUCAGCCAAGGUGGUCAUUGCCAUUGUUGCUUCAGUAGUUGUGACAUUAUCGGCAAUGCUUGGGAUGUGCGUAUUUUUCAUCAAGAAGAGAUCUAAGAAGCAUCAUUCUUUACCCAUUGGACAUAGCGAAGAUUUUACAAGUGUUGAAUCCUUGCAAUACGAUUUGGGUACACUUCAAUGUGCAACAAACAAUUUUUCAGAUGAAAAUAAAUUAGGUGAAGGUGGUUUCGGAGGAGUCUACAUGGGAGUAUUGUCAAACGGGCAAGAAAUAGCUGUGAAGAGGUUGUCUAAAAGCUCAGGUCAAGGUGUACAAGAAUUCAAGAACGAGGUAUUGUUAGUGGCAAAGCUUCAACAUCGAAAUUUGGUGAGGCUAUUAGGAUUUUGCAUAGCAGGAGAUGAAAAGUUGCUUGUUUAUGAAUACGUCCCCAACAAAAGCCUAGACCAUUUCCUCUUUGAUCCAGAAAAGAAAGGACAAUUGGAUUGGGAAAGACGGUACAAAAUCAUAGGAGGGGUUGCUCGAGGGAUGCUUUAUCUCCACCAAGAUUCUCGGCUUAGAAUCAUACAUCGCGACCUGAAAGUAAGUAAUGUGUUGUUGGACAUUGAUAUGAACCCCAAAGUUGCAGAUUUUGGGAUGGCAAGGAUAUUUGGUGUGGAUCAAACCCAAGGAAAUACAAGUAGAGUUGUUGGAACCUAUGGUUAUAUGUCUCCGGAGUAUGCAAUGCACGGACAAUUCUCUGUUAAGUCUGAUGUCUAUAGCUUUGGCGUGCUAGUUUUAGAGACUAUUAGUGGCAAGAGGAACAGUAGUUUCUACCAGUCAGGCUACGCCGAGGAUCUUCUAAGCUUCGCAUGGAAGAAAUGGAGAGAUGGGAUACCAUUAGAGUUUGUGGAUGAAACCGUAAGAGACUCGUGCUCACUUAACGAAGUCAUGAGAUGCAUGCACCUCGGCUUGUUAUGUGUUCAAGAGUCUAUUGAUGACAGACCUACAAUGGCAACGGCGGUGCUCAUGUUGGAAAGUCACUCAGUCACUCUUCCAAUGCCAGAUCAACCAGCUUUCUUUAUCAAAAGUUAUGUAAAAGGCGAUAACACGGAUCAAUCAACGAGCAAGUCUAUGCCGUGGUCAAUGAAUGAUAUAUCUGUGACUGAAGUUGAAGCUCGAUAGACCAUGGCUACACAGAGAAAUCUGCUAGUAUGAACAAAUUGUUGCCACUAUUGGUCUUAAGGCGAUCUAUCUAGCAUAAGUUUUUGCUAAUAAUACUGCUGUUUAUACUUAUUUUACUACGUUUACGUAUAUCAAAUUGCGUAACAAUCAAGUUCUAUCAGUUAAGUAGGACCUUUAAUACUUUUUCUUUCAUAAGUAAGACUUAUUAAAAACUCUCAUCAAAGGUUAAACAAACUAAGUGAUAAAUUAGGU
Messenger RNA from Spinacia oleracea (spinach), 2283 nucleotides. Its product is annotated as cysteine-rich receptor-like protein kinase 10. The coding region runs from base 70 to 2031 and encodes 653 amino acids. The record is from RefSeq and is a predicted model, not a curated record. Gene Ontology annotation, biological process: protein phosphorylation. The transcript has 8 exons. Lineage: Eukaryota; Viridiplantae; Streptophyta; Magnoliopsida; Caryophyllales; Amaranthaceae. Gene Ontology annotation, molecular function: protein serine/threonine kinase activity; ATP binding. Gene Ontology annotation, cellular component: plasma membrane.